This is a messenger RNA of Budorcas taxicolor (takin), 270 nucleotides long. RefSeq names its product 60S acidic ribosomal protein P2-like. Lineage: Eukaryota; Metazoa; Chordata; Mammalia; Artiodactyla; Bovidae. The transcript has 2 exons. The coding region runs from base 1 to 270 and encodes 89 amino acids. The record is from RefSeq and is a predicted model, not a curated record.
AUGCACCAUGUCGCCUCCUACCUGCUGGCUGUCCUUGCCGGCAGUUCCUCUCCCACCACUAAGGAAGGACAUCAAAAGAUCUUUGAUAGCAUGGGCAUUGAUGGCUCAACAAGAUCAUCAGGUGUCAGCAAGCUGGCCAAUGUGCCCACUGGCAGGGCUGUGGCUGUCUUCACUGCCCAGGAUCUGCAGCUCCUGCUGCAGGUUCGGCCCCAGGGCAGAGCAGAGAAGAAGGCAGAGUCUGAGCAGGCAGUGGACGACUUAUUUGACUAG